This is a messenger RNA of Paramecium octaurelia, 1002 nucleotides long. The record is from the annotation of a GenBank genome assembly. Lineage: Eukaryota; Ciliophora; Oligohymenophorea; Peniculida; Parameciidae.
AUGCAUAGACAAUUUAGAAUCCAAUCUAAAUAAUGUAAUGAGCUUUAAAAAGUUGCUAAAUUAAUACAAGAUAAUCACAACAAGAAGAUAGAUUCAGUGGAAUAACAUAAUUUGGGGAAUAUCAAAUCGAUCGAUUUACUUUAUAAAACAUUGGAUUAAUUAAAAUCAUAGAUUAAUUAAUAAAUCGAUUAACUUAUUGAAAAUACCAACGAAUGGAUUAAAUAUUUAAAAGAAAUUGGAUAAAAAUACAUCAAAUACAGUUUUUUUGAUCAAUUGGAUAAUUUGAUAAAUCAAAAUAAACUUAGAGAACUUGAUUACAGUACUUUAAAUACUGAAAUUAAUACAAUUAAUAACUCAUGGAGUCAAAAUAUAAUUACAUAGUUGAAUUAAUUCAAAUAAUUUGAAUUAACAAAAACAUGUGAAAAAUAAUUAACUAAUUUAAACUCUAUUAUUUAACAACCCUUCAAUAUGAAUUAAUUAGGAAUCAAUAAAUUCAACAGAAUGAAUGCAAUUGCUAUAAAUAAUAAUAAUUCAAUUGUAUUAGCUGGAUGUGAUAAUACUAUCAAAGUAUUCGAAUUUAAACAAGAAUUCUUGAAACUAAUUCAACUUCUAACUGAACAUUAAUAAAAUGUUUAUACAUUAAAUUUUAUGAAGAAAUCGACUCAAUUUAUAUCUAGGAGUAGAGAUAAUUAGAUUAUUAUAUAGUGUAUGGUUUAAGAGAAUUAAUGGAUCUGCUAAUAAAAAUUGAAUGAACAUUAAAGUUAGAUUAAUUGUUUAUUAUUGAAUAAUGAUGAAGAACUUAUUUCAUCAGGAAGCGAUGAUAAAAAAAUUAAAUUUUGGACAAAAAAGAAUGAAUUGGCAUGUUCAUUUACUAAUACGGAUUCUAAAAAUCAAGUUUAAGGAUUAAGUUUGAAUGAAAAAUAAAAUAGAGUGUAUCUUGUGAAUAUGAAAUGCUUUUUAUAUUAAUAAUAGAGUAAUAAUAAAAUUAAAAAUGGAAUUUGA